This is a messenger RNA of Cutaneotrichosporon cavernicola, 2076 nucleotides long. RefSeq lists its product as uncharacterized. The transcript is spliced from 7 exons. Gene Ontology annotation, biological process: DNA-templated transcription. The record is from RefSeq and is a predicted model, not a curated record. Gene Ontology annotation, molecular function: DNA binding; zinc ion binding. Gene Ontology annotation, cellular component: nucleus. Bases 1 to 2076 code for a protein of 691 amino acids. NCBI's taxonomy places the organism in Eukaryota, Fungi, Basidiomycota, Tremellomycetes, Trichosporonales, Trichosporonaceae.
AUGGACCCAACGCAACAGUCGCCAGUCGAUGACAAGUCCGACAAGCCCACCAACCUCCGCGCUAAACGGUCGCGCAAGGACCGGCCUUCCGUCCGCGGCGAAGCGUGUGAGCACUGCGCCCGUGCCGGACGCGAAUGCUCGUUCCGGGCGCCGCCUUUGAAUCGGCACCGCAAGUCCAGCACGACCCCGACCGCGACGACGAAUGGAUAUGGACCCACGUCGUUGGAAGCAGGCACCUCGUCCCUUGCGUCGCGGUUCGGGAGCACGACGGGACUGAGCAGUGGACCAUCCAAGUCGCCCUCGUCUUGGAUGGGUGAGCGGAGCACAUUGUCACUUUCACGACCACAUCCUGGCAGUGGCGUGCGCGCUUUCCUUGAUACUCUGGACGAGCGGGUCGCGCAACAGGAGGAAGAAGAUACGUUCGGAUACUCGUCCCUGGAUGCGGACGUGACGGAGGAGGAAGAAUCCCACUAUCUUGGCUCUGGAGCCGUAGCCCAGCUUGCGUCUGUAUCGCUGGACUCGCGACUUGAGAAUGGCGCGGCGGAUCUUCCCUAUCGCCAGGUGGCAGACCCACGUAACCCGGCCUUCUUCCUCAAAAACCCCUCGCGCGUGUAUGGACACUCGAAUGCCGCUUUCGUCGCAGAAAAAGCUUAUCAGGAUGUUUUAGCGAUCAUCAAUGGUGUCGAUCCUACUCUGCCUGACCGUCUUAUCCAGCACUUCAUGACCCGCACUCUCCCCGCUCUUCCGAUCCUCAACCGCCAGCGAUUCGAGGCUUGCGUCCAGGGCUGGCAGGGUGCUGGGACAUUCCCGUAUGCGCUGCUCAUUGGCAUCUUCUCACAUGCCGCUGUCCACGAGCUCGCUCUCCGCCCUCAUUCGAAGCAGCUGUGGUCCAUCUGCUGCCACGUUAUCGAUAACGAGUACCGGCAAGCGCGCCUACAGACGUUACAACUUGAGAUUAUCUGCUUGGCAGGCAGGCCGAUUCUUAACCCAGGCGGGAACCACGUUGGCAUCUGCCGAUCGCUGGGAGUACUGCAACUGCUGGGGCUGCAUCGGGACUGCUCGCGAUGGAAAUUGCCAAAAUGGGAACGCGCUCUCCGCAAACGCCUGUGGUGGAGUCUCUACGUGAUGGACAAGUGGAACGCCUACACGUACGGACGACCCGUGAACAUCGAGGCGACGCGGAGCUCCAUCCCGACGCUGUCGUUUGAGGAUGGCGAUGUUGGAGGCGCAACAACUCCGAAGGAAUCAGAGAUCGCAGUGUUUGUCGCCAUGUGCAGGCUGAGCUCCGUUCUCGAGGGUCUGCUUCCCCUUGUGCUCGACCGAGACACAUACCCUCGGCGGCUUAACCUCGAUCGCUCGCUGCUGCGCCACGGGGCCAGCGACCUGGAGACGCUGUAUCGCGACUUACCCGACGACUUACUCUUCGACCCGAUACAACCUUCGCCUCGCCCAGGGAGCCGAUCUCUGCAACUGUCCCACCUCGGCGUAGAGCUCCUCAUCUGCCGCCUGGGGCUUGAGCGUGAGGAGUUUGAGUACCCACACCAUCUCAUCGCCGCCAACAAGCAGAUGUUGAUCGUCAUCGAACACAUGGCCGUGUUUAUUGAGAGUCUACGGCCGGAGGACUUUGACGUGUUCUGGGCCCCAUGGUCGGCGUAUCAGCUCACCAACGCCAUUACUCUGCUCCUCCAACAGGCGAUUCGAGUGCAUACGUGCGCCAACGUGGUCCAGAAUGGCGGUCCCGUCCCUGCAAAUGUCCUACCUGCGAUUCGGGACGCAGCAAUUGACAUAUCCCUGGCGGAGACGAUUACGCUGCUACAGCGCGUUCUGACGGCUGUGCAGAGCGUGAGCACGCAGUGGGAGGUGGCGGGAUCUGCGAUGCCUCGCGUCAACAGUCUCAUCAAAAGCAUGCCUGCUAUCCCGGGGAUCGACGGUGUUCAGUCGCUUCUUCUCCCCGACCCGCCGGCAUUCGGGACAGUCCCAGACAUGGAGCCGGAUGUCGACAUCCUCGCGCUGUUCGACUGGCUCACAGGCGACAUCUCGAGCGGGUUACAGGGAGGCGCAGGGGGCGUGUGUUGA